This is a messenger RNA of Onychostoma macrolepis, 1805 nucleotides long. RefSeq lists its product as uncharacterized. Lineage: Eukaryota; Metazoa; Chordata; Actinopteri; Cypriniformes; Cyprinidae. The record is from RefSeq and is a predicted model, not a curated record. The coding region runs from base 1077 to 1805 and encodes 242 amino acids. The transcript is spliced from 4 exons.
GGCUUGCUCCAGAAGUCGGAGAUAGGAAUCUUCUGACGUUGUCCUGUUCUCCUGGAAUUUCAGCUCCUCAUGUUUCGAUGUCCUGAUCGAAUCUUAGUUUUGUCUGACUCGUUCUGAUGCUACAAUUAAAUAUACAUUUCAACCUUAAAUAUGCUCCUUUGUCAUUCAUUUAGUGUUGUUUUAUUCUUUUGCAAAAUGUUAUUUACAGUACCGCACAUAAUAAGCUCUCCUGGAUACUUGGGCAGAUGUUACACAAGCACAUCAACGCUCUCUAGUGUCCAAAGCAGAAAAUCACAUUUUAAUAAUUGCACCCAACUUAGAAAGGCUGUGCUGGUCUCAAAGCCAGUUUUGGCAAAGACAGCAUUGAUCUGGAUUGAAAUUGUAUUUUACAGUAACAUUUCUAAAAGGAAAAUGCAGUGGAUGACUAUUUUAUACUUCAUAACGCUCUUUAUGAUUCUCUAGUUGAUAAAGUCUGUUUGUGAUGGUCAGAGAUUCAGUCUGAUUGUCCAGUUCUAAAAAAAAAAAAAAACUUGUAAAAAGAAGUGUUAAAUAUGAUCAUUGUGUUUCUAUUGUUUUUCUGUCUCUGUGUCAAAUACAGUUUCUCCUCAAGUGUCUGUAUUAAGCUGUUCAUGGUAGCAGAACAGGAGGAAACUCUUCACGUACAAACUAUGAAUGCCCAUUUGCAUGUACAAGCUGCUUGUCCACCCAACAGAUCAAACCACAUUUCUCAAGAAAUCAAACCACAGCAGGUUUCAGUUUGACUCAGACGAUGAACGUCAGUAAACUGGUACUGUGAGAUCAUACACUAUUUUAACUCUGUACUUUUCCCCAUCAGCUAUAACUGAGUCCUGAAUGAAUGCAUACGACCUUUUUAAAUCACAAGGCUCUGUUUUACCAUGACAUGUAGUUUUGAUAUUACAUAUAUAUAUAACAUUCAUAUGCGCAUGUGAGUUUGCAUUAGGGAGGGUCAAACUCUGUCGGGGGAGGAUUCACAUUAGUUCUGUUGUGCUUGUUAAGAUCAGUUGUGCUUUCAUUGAUAGUCUUAUUAGAUCAGACUUUUCACUGAACAGCUGAAAAUGUUUCACAUUUUGUUCUGUUUGUGCUGUUGGCAUCUGAUCAGUGUGUUUGGUGAGACAGUGCCAGUGAUGGAGGGAGAAUCAGUCACUCUAAACACUGAUCUUAUUGAAAUACGUGAAGGUGAUGACAUAUUGUGGAAAUAUGGAGCUGGAAAGUCUCUGAUAGCUAAAAUCAACAGAGCUUAUGGAAUCUUCUCCACAUCUGAUAGUCCUGAUGGGAGAUUCAGAGACAGACUGAAGCUGGACAAUCAAACUGGAUCUCUGACCAUCACAAACAUCACAACUCAACAUGCUGGACACUAUAAAGUAAAGAUAAGGAGAGCUAUAACAUCAUCAAAAAAAUUCAGUGCUUCUGUCUAUGCCGUUACGGUGCUGCUACCACAGACUGUUUCACAUUAUUCUCCACAUCCUCCAGUCUCACUCUGUCGGAUAGUGUUGAUCUGUGCUGUUGCUACUGCUGCUGGAUCUCUGUUGUUGUUUGUUGCUGCAGUCGGGAUGUACUGCCUCUGCAAGAAUUGUAGAAAAAGAGUCACGACACAGGAGGAAGACAAAACGGAUUCAGAAUUGUGUAAACCAACAAUACAAAACAUGGUAAGAUCAUUCAUGAUUGAGUUGCAGUCAGUUAGUCUGACUAAAGCUGAUUUGCAACAAUGGCUAUGUAGACACGUUGCUCCUCCUUCUCUAAUUGCGCUAUUUUAUUUACCACACACACAGAAAAAAAUAGUUUAA